Molecule: messenger RNA, 1428 nt
Organism: Parnassius mnemosyne (clouded apollo)
Lineage: Eukaryota; Metazoa; Arthropoda; Insecta; Lepidoptera; Papilionidae
Source: the annotation of a GenBank genome assembly
AUGUCACCGUCCAACUUCGAAUGGCGUUCACAUGAGCACUACUUCCUCCCUCACCAUGCGGUCUUGAGGACCCCUGAGAGUAAGAUUCGGGUAGUCUUUGACGGUUCCGCCCCCACAUCAAACGGUGUGUCCCUGAAUCAGUGUCUUCACUCGGGUCCUAAACUGAUCAAGGACAUAUCCGACAUCCUGACCCAAUUCCGUCGACACCAAGUGGUUUUUGUCGCGGACAUUCGGAUGAUGUUUCGCCAAUCGGUGGUACAUCGUGAUGACCGCCGAUAUCAGCUGAUAUUGUGGCGCGAGAAGCCCAGCGAUCCCAUACAGGUAUUUGAGUUGAACACCACCACAUAUGGACUCCGGUCCAGCCCGUAUAUCGCCAUGCGAACCCUCCUUGAACUCGCUGAGAGAGAGCGCCUGAGAUACGCUCGGGGAGCUUCUAUCUUGGAGACUUCGGUCUACAUGGACGACAUUUGUACGGGCGCUUCCACCGUCGAGGAGGCUCUGGUCUUGCGAGACGAAUUAAUUGCCAUCCUGAAGUCUGGAGGCUAUGAGUUGCGCAAGUGGUUGUCGAACUCCCCACACAUUUUGAGGGACCUCCCAGGAGAGGAUCAACAAGACCCUCAUCUGUUCGAGCACCCUGAGAAUCCUAAUUUGUUGACUGUGCUGGGCAUUCAAUAUCAGCCUGUUCAGGACACCUUCACGUAUAGAGUAAAACUUGACCCACCUCCCAAAGCAUGGACCAAGCGCUCCGUGCUGUCUACAGUAGCUCGCACCUUCGACCCGAAUGGAUGGAUCACCCCGGUCAUCUUUUUGGCUAAGUGCUUUCUUCAAAAGCUCUGGAUGUCCGGGUUGGGUUGGGACGAGCCUAUUAGCGGGGUCCUCUUGCGAGAGUGGCUCUCCAUGCUCUCCUCCCUUCCGGACAUCAACCGGGUUUCCAUGCCAAGGUGCUUCCUACCUCCAGGGAAAUGCAGGGCUACCCUACAUGGGUUUUGCGACGCCUCUGAGAAGGGCUAUGCUGCUGUCGUAUAUUUGCGGACUGUGAGUUCCUCUGGGCAUACUGCAGUUCAUCUCGUACUCGCCAAAAGCAAGGUUGCCCCCAUUAGAUCCCGUUUAACUAUCCCUAAAUUGGAACUGUCCGGAGCCGCUCUUCUCACGCGGCUCCUCAACCACGUUCACUCGUCCUUGAAGCCUGUAAUCGACAUUACGGACGUCUACGCAUGGUCGGACAGUGAGAUAGUACUUUGUUGGCUCCGAGCCGCACCUCACAAUCUUGAGGUCUUUGUGGUGAACCGCGUGUCUCAAAUCCAGAGUUCUGAGACUUCUCUCCACUGGAGACAUGUCCCCGGGGAGUUGAAUCCCGCCGACUGCGCUUCCCGCGGCUGUGAGGCCCCCGCGCUUGUUGCCCACUCAUUGUGGUGGGGUCCCGGUUAG